AAGGCACCAUUGCACUACAACUAUGGCCAUGCUCGCUACAUUUUCAGGUAUCCCCAUGCGAGCCAUAUAUCUUCCACCCUGCUCCUUGCUUGCCACCCGCCACCUGUUCUUCUUCCUUCCUUGUUAUUCCGUCUUCUCUCACCACCGCUUUCCUUCUUUCUUCCUACCACAUAUCCCACCCAUCGUCCACCUAUACCCGCCCAUCCUCUCGGACUGCAUAACAACCGCUCCGCAUCAACAUCCAAGGCGCCCAGACACGUCCGCACGCUUUUCUUCCCCCCAUCCAUUUACCUGCCACGAAAAAGACGCGUCAUUUGUCUAUCUUGUCUCGUUUAACCUUUUCCUCUAUCCUACAAGACCAAUCAAGACUUCCCUCUACCACUUUCCUUCUUCCGCCGACUUUCUAGCUUAAACGCCUGAGCUUGACCAUUCGACAAUACCAACCUCUUCUCCCUUUCAUUUAGGUUGAUUACCACGAAAAAGACAAGUCAUCUCAUCAGCACUGUCUCAUUCAACCGUCCUCGAGGAACUCAAAAGUUUAUCUUCAACGCUUCCAGCAGUACUGGAAACGAAAGGACACGCCAUUGCACGUAUUGUUUUGAUCAACUAUACUUCCUGAUCCACCGAGACCAGUGAAGGCGAAGGCUUACUUACUCUACGCCAAUCUUCCCCAUUGCUCACGCUACACCCGCCUUUCUCUGCAUAACUGUUCCGCAAUCCCGGAGCUACUUCUCUUCAGCUUCGUUCAUACAAAAAAGGAGGGAUCUUCUCUUCGAUACCCUCUGGUUCAUUCAACCAUCAAUUGGAUCAACAUCUCUUUGCCCUACCAAAAAAAGAAGUUAAGGCUCCUAUUGACUGAUAGACGUCGAGAUUUCUCUCCGGGCUCUCUAACUUGGCCCACGACAGCAUUGAAGCCACCCCGGUCUCGCUUCCGAAUAAACUUCUUCUCUUGCUUCAGCUGCGCGCUGUCGCCACGGAUAAGUGAACCACGAUGCCGCUCCUCAAACGCAAGCCAGUUCACCUCACGCCCCUUCCAUCCCUCUCCGCGGUCCUCCAACCAAUACCCGCCUCAUCUUCUACUUCCGACCCUCUCCAAACCCAAGCGCCAACUCCGCUCACGCAUGAACAGCUUCAGCAAUUCAUCCCGCCAGAUGGAAAAGACGAUGCAGAGCAGCUGGAAAAGCUGUUGGCUGUCUUCAGAGGCGAGUUUACCAAUGGCCACACGACGGUGGUAGGGAAAAAAUCAAAGGGAAAGGCUGUCGCUCCGAGUUCGACUAUGGUGAAUGGGGAGAGUCCACAAGAUGGUGAACCUUCGGCGACUGUGCAGGAAGAGCCUGCUGUUGCCUGGCGGAUCCAUGAUCGUGAUUGUUGGUACAUCCCAGAGACUGGCGAAAUCUUUACAGAUUACGAAUCGUACUCUGCAAGAAAGGCGUUUUACGAUCAACAGAUCUUCCAAUGUGAAGUAUCCGGCAAAUCGUCAAUGCCAUACUUGGACGCUUUACGAUCAGAACAGAAAGAAAUUCGACAGCUGCAUACCCGAUUCCCUAAGCAGUUGAAAAAGGCCGUUUUGAGUGCCGUCCAAUUCCAAAUCGAAGGGAAGCUGGAGAACCUCGCGGAUAAGAUCUUUGAAAGAUUCCAUAAUCGAUUCUUCGACGAUGAGAAGGUAUUCGUCGACGUCCAAGGCGACAAAUACCUCGCUAGGAUAAUCAAAACAGUCCCCCCCUCCCCUUCUCUGACUUUGAUCCCAUCCACUUCCAAUGGCCUCACCCUCGAAACCCACCCCCUCGCGAUCGAUCUCAACCUCGCUUCGGAAGAUGUACUCGAGAAAGACGACCCGGGACAGUACAUCUACGUCGUAAAACUAGUCGAGGACGGUGUAGAAGACGAUGACCAAGAGAAUGCGCUGCAAGUCACCGCCGACAAGAUAUCCCGGGACCGUAUCAACUUUUCCCGCGCGAUGCUCAAACGAUUCAUCCGGGAUUGCGUCGAACGUGAUGCGGCAGUAUACUCGCCGUGGAUCGUGAAACCGGCCGUGGCGCGUCGAUGGGGUAUCCCCAUGGAAAUGUCAGAGUCGACAAGGUUAUUCAUCUCAUCUUACAGAGAACGCCAGAUGGGGAAGCGGAAGCGUGAGAGGGAGGAAAGGUUGGGCUUGAACGUCGAAGAUGAGGAGGUGGAGGAGAAACCAAAGACGAAGAAGCAAAUGAAAGAGGAGGAAAAGAGAAUGAAGGAAGAGGAGAAGGCGAAGAAGAAGGACGAGGAGAGAAGAAUGAAGGAAGAGGAAGAGGAGAGGAAGAAGAAAAAGCAGAUGAAGUGGCCUAACGAAGACUUGCUUGUGGAAUGGUCAGAAGAAGAUGUAAGAGUGAGACCACAGCUCGUCAGGACGUUACCCUUUGGAGAUCAAUUUGAAAAGCUUUUGAAUUCUUGGAGUUUUUUGAACGUCAUGGGCACACCGCUCAACCUCUCCCCGUUCACGAUCGACGAGUUUGAACAGUCCCUUUAUCAUACUACGUCCCCCUCGCCACCACUUAUCGCCGAGAUCCACGCGUGCCUUCUCUCUGUUCUCAUCGCCGAUGCUGCGUCUGGCCACUCUCCUGUCCGACCCAUAUCUGCCACCGGCCGGCAGCCAGAAGACGACAGAGAUUACUGGGAAGGCGAAAAGGGUGCUACGACCGAAACGCUCAGUCCGGUGGCUGAGAAGCUCGCCCAGUCGUGGAAAGAUACCGAGAUCCCACUGAGGGAUAAUCGGAGAGGAUGGGAAGCUGCGUUGAUAGGGUGUUUAUGGGAACGAGCGAGUUUGGAGAGCCUGCCAAAUUUCUUGGAUAAUAUCCUUCACCUCACAUUUGAACCGAAACCGGCGCCUACCCGCCCGACAUGGUCCACCGGUCCUUCAUCAUCUACUUCUUCUUCCGGCCUCGGUCUUGUACCUGCAAAGAUCCCGACGAGGUACCCGACAUUGCACCAUUUACACAAACUGGACAUCAUCGUGUUUCUCAUUGAGCUCGUGGGUCAGACGGAGAAAGUGAGAGGGUUCAUGGAGGAGAGUAUCGCAGCGUUGACAGAGGUGAGGAAGGAGCAAGUCGACGUGAAGAGGGAAGUAAGGAGAGUGCAGGCUGAGAGGGAAGGGCUGGAGCCAAAGACUGAAGACGUAGAAGCCGUAGAAGGAGAAGCGGGGAUGGAUGUGGACGUGGAUGUCAAGGUUAACGGCCAUGUCAAUGGAGGAGGAGAAGGGGAAGAUGAACUGGAAGAUGACCUUGACAGCGAGAUGCGCCCGCCCGAAGAUGACUCUUAUUCUGCCCUCUCGUCACCUCCAUCCGCUGACCAAGGGCAUCACGCCCAAACCGCCGCUUCCCGCCGUCGCGCCAUGGCUGAAAAGGCUCGUGAACGUGCUGCCGAAGAAGCGAUGCAUCGCGAGCGUGCAAUCAAGGAACGCGAAGAAGCUCGUCUGUCAAAAUACAAUGCUAGCGAAAAGAAACGUCUUCUUGAAGAAGAGGAAGUGCUGGCCGCGAAGCUCAAAAAACUUGAUUAUGAGUUCCGGUCGCAUAUAUGGACAUUACGUUCCAAGCCCCUGGGAUUGGACAGGUUUGGGAACAGGAUCUGGUGGCUUGACGCGCAGGGUUCCGCGCCGAUGCUUGCGCCCGACGGUAAACUGACGUAUGGAACGGGACGGCUGUAUAUUCAAGGGGUAGAUGAACCAGAGGAGACGUAUUACCUCAAUGCUGCAAAUGCGGUAUUGGAAGGAAUGGGCGUGAAGGAAGAGGUGAAGAAGGAGGAUGUUGAGAGGAGGAGGAAAAUGGAAGAGGGGGGCAAGUUAGGCAGGGGUGAGUGGGGGUGUUAUGACGAUGUUGAGCAGGUGCGCGAAUUUAUGCGAUGGCUUAACCCAAAGGGUAUCCGCGAAAAAGAUCUCCUCAAAGCGCUUACGUUCUGGCAACCAGAGUUGUUGGGCGGUAUUACCAAGCGAAGGCAGGUCAUGGGUCUUGAUGGACAAUCGGAGAAUGAAGAACCUGCCAGACGGACGAGGCCAACAAGGAGAGCGGCUGGGGAUGAUGAGGAGAAGGGGUAUAUGGGAUGGAGGAAUCGCCGUGCGGGUGGGAAGGAGUAGGCCUGACCCAAAUUUACUUUUUCUGUACUUUCUUGGCAUGUCAUUUCUUUCUUUCUCAUCUACGACAUCUCAUGGCUAGAAUUCUUUGCAUGA
Cryptococcus deneoformans JEC21 is the source of this 4192-nucleotide messenger RNA. RefSeq lists its product as hypothetical. Bases 992 to 4099 code for a protein of 1035 amino acids. The record is from RefSeq and is a predicted model, not a curated record. The transcript is spliced from 8 exons. NCBI's taxonomy places the organism in Eukaryota, Fungi, Basidiomycota, Tremellomycetes, Tremellales, Cryptococcaceae.